AUGUUCAGAGAGAGAUGUAACUUAAUUUCAGAGUAUGAUGCCGAGGGUCGUGCACCGCUUCACACAGCUGUGGCGUAUCACCAGACCGAUACCGUCAGAUAUUUAAUAACUCCGAAGACGGUGAACAAGUCAUUUGAAGGAAAUGAUGAAAUGGAUAUGCUUGAAGCAAGUGGUGCUGGCGUUGAUCCCGCUCAACCAACGGGUUAUGGUACGACAGCACUGGAGGAAGCAAAAGAAAGAGGCUUCAAUGAUAUCCCGAAUGGCCAAGAAUCGAAGCCGUUGCUGAGUUUAGACUUUGGCCAAGAAUCGAAGCCGUUGCUGAGUUUAGACUACGUACCGGACUUGAGUGCCUGGCAAAUCACCUUCACAGGUUGGGAGUAUACACUCAACCCAUAUGCCCUUCUGUAA
Rodentolepis nana is the source of this 408-nucleotide messenger RNA. NCBI's taxonomy places the organism in Eukaryota, Metazoa, Platyhelminthes, Cestoda, Cyclophyllidea, Hymenolepididae. The record is from the annotation of a GenBank genome assembly.